Messenger RNA from Nerophis lumbriciformis (worm pipefish), 11037 nucleotides. The record is from RefSeq and is a predicted model, not a curated record. NCBI's taxonomy places the organism in Eukaryota, Metazoa, Chordata, Actinopteri, Syngnathiformes, Syngnathidae.
AUGGUAUUCGAGUCUUUGGUUAGUGACCUCCUGAACAGGUUCGUGGGAGAUUACGUGGAGAACCUGGACAGUUCUCAGCUCCGAAUCGGAAUCUGGGGAGGAAACGUUGUCUUGGAGAACCUGCAAGUGAAGGAAAAUGCACUGAGUCAAUUGGACAUCCCGGUCAAGGUGAAGGCCGGCCUGAUCGGCACGCUGACCUUGAAGAUCCCGUGGAAGAACCUGUACAAGGAGGCGGUGGUGGCCACGCUGGAUGGCCUCUACCUGCUGCUCGUACCCGCCGCGGCCGCCGAGUACGACGAGGCAAAAGAGGAGCGCUACCGGCAGGAGGCCAAACGGCGCGACCUGAUGCGCGUGGAGCAGGCGCUGCAGACGGCGGCCGGACCUGACAAAGCUCAAGAGGAGAAGAAGGACUCGUUGAUGGAGAAGCUGGCCACGCAGGUCAUCAAGAACCUGCAGGUGAAGAUUAGCGGCAUACACCUGAGAUACGAGGACGACGUGUCGGACCCGCGGCGCCCCCUGUCCCUGGGAGUCACGCUGGCAGAACUCAGCCUGCAGACCGCCGACGAAAACUGGAAGUUAUGCGUCCUGGACGAAGCGGCAAAGAUCAUCUACAAGCUGGGCCGACUGGAGCGCCUGUGCGCCUACUGGAACGUCGAGGGUCCCGUCUUCCGCCGAGGAUCCCGCCGAGACGUCGUGGAUCGGCUCAAAUCCGGAAUCGGCGGGGUGGACCGGGAAUUACCUCUCUACGACUACGUUUUCAAGCCCAUCUUCGCCUCGGCCAAAAUCCGCAUCGACCCCGACGCCGAGAAGAAACCGGACUCUCCCAAAGCUCGGCUGGAUCUGGAGGUCCAGAACGUGGACUUCCAGAUCACUAAAGCCCAGUACGUCAGCGUGGUGGAGACGCUGGAGUCGGCGGAGCGCGUGGCCAGGAACGCCCCCUACAGGAAGUUCCGGCCCCGGGUGCCGGUGCGCGACAACGCCUCCGUUUGGUGGCGCUACGCCAUUAGCGGCAUCCUAGAAGUCCACGUGCGCCGGGCCGGCCGGAUGUGGUCCUGGUCCAACAUUAGACAGCACCGGCGGGACGUCAAGGUGUACAAGACGGCCUACAAGAGCAAAAUCCUGAACCGGAACAAGUCGAGCCCGGACGCCGAGCGCCGGCUUCAGGACUUGGAGAACGUUUUGGACGUCUUCAAUAUCACCCUGGCUCGGCAGCAGGCCCAGAUGGAGGCGGUCCGCCCGGGGCAAAAGCCGGCGGCCGAGAAGGCCGACAAGCGGGGAGGAUUCUUCGCCGGCCUCUUCGGUCGCAAGCCCAAGAAGGAGGAGGAGCGAGAGAAGCGAGAGGAAGACGGCGAGGAGGCCGAGGGCUCGGCUCUGGACGCCGUGCUGACGGCCGAGGAGAAGGAGAAGCUCUACGCCGCCAUCGGAUACAGCGCCGGAGACGGCGUUUCGGCCGCGCCCAAAGAGUACGUGGCGUUGGCGCUGGCCUUCCGGCUGCGCGGGGCAUCGCUGACGGUCCGAGAGGGGCCCGGCGUUCCCGAGAUCCUCCGGGUCCAGGUGAUCGGGCUCGGCAGCGCCCUCUGCCACAGACCGGGAGCCCGAGCCCUCAGGGCGGAGGUAUCGCUGCAGCGCUGGAACGUGACGGGCCUGGAACAGAACGGGCGCGUUCCCUCGCUCAUCUCGUCGGCGGAAGACUCCGACCGGGACCCGGACGCGUCUCUGCUGCGCGCGGUCUUUGAGCUCAACCCCGACGACAGCCCGGCCGAUCACGUCGUCCGGAUCCACUCGCAACCCGUGCAGAUCAUCUACGACGCCAUGACGGUCAACAGCUUGGCCGAGUUCUUCGAGACGGGUCAGGAGGUGGACCUGGAAGCGCUGACCUCGGCCACGCUUUCCAAACUGGAGGAGAUCAAAGAGAAGACGGCCGCAGGUUUAGCUCACGUCAUUCAGACCCGCAAGGUUUUGGACUUGAAGGUGGACCUGCGCCCGUCCUACCUGCUGCUGCCCAAAUCCGGCUUCUACUCGGAAAACUCGGAGGUGGUCGUGAUCGACUUUGGAAACCUGCAGUUUAACAGCGCGGACGAGAACCUGCGCUCGCCCUCCUCGUCCUUCUCGUCCCUGGAAGAGAUCAUGGAGCGGGCCUACGAGCGAUACCGCGCCGAGCUGACGCGAGUUCAAGUUCUCUACAGCCAGUCGGGUGACGAGUGGAAGUCUUCCCGUCGGCUGAAUUCGUCGCGGCAGCACGUCCUGCGCCCUCUCGACCUAAAGCUUCGCCUGUCCAAGUGCGUGGUGGACAACGACGCCAGGAUGCCCAGGUUUAAGGUGUCGGGCGAGCUGCCCCUGGUGCACGUCAAGGUGUCGGACGAGAAGAUCCAAAAAGUUCUGGAGCUGGUCCGCGGCAUCCCGCUGCCCCGCGGACGCUCCGCACCUAAGGCGCCCGGAGACAAGGCACCGACCCGGGCGGAGUACGGAGCGCCGGCGCUCGCCAUCGGACCCGCGCCGCUCGGCACGGCGGAGACUGAUUCGGACAGCGACGACGAGCCGCGGCGCUCGGCUCCGGAGGAGCUCACCGACCUGCGCUUCGACUUUGAAGUCAAAGAGGUGCUGCUGGAGCUGACGCGGCGAGGCGACGGGGAGGGGACCGCGGCGCUGGCGCUGGGCGUUUGCCAGCUGGGGGCCCGGGGCCAGAUGAGGACCUUUGACACCGGCGUCACGGCGUACCUGCGGAAGAUCACGCUGGACUACUACCGUGUACCGGGCGGCGAUCCCCUUCGCCUCAUCAGCUGCUCGGAGGAGCGAAACGCCGACCUUCUCAAGGUGGACUACGUCAGGGCCGACGCGGACGGGCCCGGCUUCCGGACGCUCUUUGACGGCACGGAGCAAAAGCUGGAGGUGGCCUUUUCGUCCCUGGACUUUCAUCUGGACGCCAAGGCUUUGCUGUCCGCCGCGGAAUUCCUGUUCGGCGCCGUCCCGCCGCAUCUUCGCUCUGGACGCGACCCGGACGGCGAGAAGCGGGCGGACGAAGGGCGGGACGGGACGGCGCCCAAAGGCGUCGGAGACCCGGACGUGAUCAGGUGGAAGUUGUCGGCGGCGCUGGGAUGUUUCCACGCCGAGCUUUGCGACGACCGCCGCAGCGUCGCCGACAUCCGAGUGCAAGGCUUGGAGGCGUCGGCGCUGGUCCGAGCCGAGCGGACGGAGGUGUCCGCUCGCCUCCGAGACGUCGCCGUGCUCGACGUCGACCCUCGCUGCGUUCACAAAAAGGUGGUGUCCAUUAUGGGUGAGGAGGUCUUCAGCUUGGAGCUGUCUUUGUUUCCGGGGUCCACCCUGGGGGACAACUACGGGGACAUGUCCAAGGUGGACGGCAAGGUCACCCUGCGCCUGGGCUGCAUCAAGAUGGUCUACCUGCACAAGUUCCUCACGUCGCUGCUGAUGUUCGUGGACAACUUCCAUCCCGCCAAAGAAGCGGUGAGCGCGGCCACGGCUCAGGCGGCGGAGAAGGCGGCGUCCGAGGUGCGCCGCUUGGCCCGCAAGAGUUUCCGCCUGUCCACGGACAUCCGGCUGAAGGCGCCUCUGGUGGUGGUGCCGCGCUCUUCCGCCUCCCGUGACGCCAUACUGGUGGACCUGGGCCUCAUCACCGUGUCCAACGGCUUCUCCGUGGUUCCGUCCCGAGGAUUCUCGCUGCCCGCCGUGGUUGAAGAGAUGGACGUUCGGCUCACGCAACUCAAACUCUCCAGAGCCACAUCUUGCGCUUCGUACAUUGAGAUUCUGGAGCCUGUGAAUGUCGAGCUGGCGGUGACCAGAAACAUGGCCUCUUCCUGGUUCACCGAAAUCCCGGGGACUCGCAUGCGAGGCGUCCUGCCCUCUCUUAAGUUGAGCGUGGGGGAGCAGGACCUGCUUGUGUUGAUGAAGAUUCUGCAGGAGAAUAUCGGCGAGGGAAGUAAGGAGCGCCGCGACGGAGAGGACGGCAAGAGGGCCGAAGGUGACCGGGAUGAGCGGCGGGCGGCGGCGGCAUCGUCGUCACCGUCGAGGCGAGGUAGCGGCGGCGCGGCGGAGGCCGUCGCUAACGGCGCCGAUAACACCGUCAACGUCUCGAUGAACUUUGAAAUCAGUGAGGUUCUGCUGACCUUGAAGAAGAAAGCAGACGGCGAGGUGGAAUCUCCUUUCCUGGAGUUCCACCUGGCUCAUCUGGGAAUGGACACCAAAGUCAGGAAGUACGACACCUGUGCCACCAUGUACAUCAACAAGAUGAUGCUCUCUUAUCUGGAGUUCAAAGACCCCGGCGGUGAACCUCUGCGUCUCGUCAGCUCAUCGUCCGGCGACGAGCUGCUCAAAGUCCAGUACUUCAAGGCUGACCGCUUUGGUCCAAACUUCUCCAGCGUGUACAAGAACACGGAACAGAUGAUCAACGUGAACUUUGCCUCCCUGGACCUCGUGCUGCACACGCAGGCUCUCCUGUCCGCCGUCCGCUUCUUCUCGGGGGUUCUGGCUUCGGGCGGCGGCGCGACCUCUGCCGAGAAACCGAUCGGGUCCGAGGCUCGAGACGGCAAAGCCGCGGCCGGUGAGUCCGCCGACGGCUCCGCGGGGCCCGCCGUCGGCGAGAUAAUCGGCCUAAAGGCGAUGGUGGCUCUGGGGGCCUUCAACGUCCUGGUGUGUGACCAAAGAAGCAAUAUUGUGGACAUUAAAAUCCAAGGUCUUCACGGCUCCCUGUUGGCGCAAGGACCUCAAACUCACAUAUCGGCCCGCCUGAAGGACUUUGCGGUUCUGGACGCGGAUCCCGCGAGCCUCCACCAGAAGGCCGUCUCCAUCGUGGGGGACGAGGUGUUCAGUUUCUCCGUGAGCCUAACACCCAACGCCACGGAAGGCGCCGGGUACGCCGAUACGUCCGAAUCGGACGGACGGCUCAAGCUGAACGUCGGCUGCGUCCGGGUGGUCUACUUGCACAAGCUGGUCACGGCUCUCCUGAACUUCACCGAUAACUUCCAGACGGCCAAAGCGGCGGUGAGCGCCGCCACGGCUCAGGCGGCGGAGAGGGCGGCGUCCAGCGUUCGGGACUUUGCCCAGAAAUGCUUCCGUCUCUCCACGGAAGUCAAGCUGAAGGCGCCUCUGGUCGUCGUCCCGCGCUCGUCGACGUCCUACGACGCCCUGGUGGCGGACCUGGGUCUGAUCACCGUGUCCAACGCCUUCUCCUUGCUGCCCGUCGACGGACGUCCUCUCCCGGCCGUGGUCGACAACAUGGACGUACGACUGACUCAGCUCAAAGUGUCUAGGACGUGUUUGGACCCGACCGGGUGCGGACCCUCCAGCGAGCUUCUAGAACCGGUCAACCUGAACCUGAGGAUCAACAGGAACUUGUCCGCCUCCUGGUACGACAAGAUGGCAGCCGUGGAGUUGGACGGAGACCUAAAGCCAAUGAAGGUGGCGCUGAGCCGGGAAGAUCUGAAGGUGCUGCUGAAGAUCCUCACUGAGAACCUGGCCGAAGCCGGGGGCCCGGCGCCGGCCGGCGAGCCCGAGCCGGCGACCGCUUUACAGCUUCCGGUAACCGCCGGCCCUCAGACAGGCGGAGCCGGGAAGCGGGUCGUCCCGGAUAAAGACGAGGAUGAAAGCCCGGAGUCCGUCAAGUUCAACUUCACUAUCGAGUCUCUGGGAUUGGUUCUCUACCAAGAUGAGCCCACGAAGUCCUUCGAGCAAAGAAAGCACCGUCUUGGCGAGUUCGCCCUUCACCUGCUGAAGGCCUCCGGGAAGAUCUUUAACAACGGCGGCGCCGAGUUCAACGCCGUCCUGACCGAUUGCACUUUGGACGACCAGAGGACGGGCGUGGACAGGGUCACCUCGCGGAUGGUGAGCCGUCGCGACGACUCCGGCGGAGGCGCCGCCGUCGACGUCACGUACCGGCAAAGCGCCGGCGAGCGCUCCGUCGUGGCCGUCCUGCAGAAGCUUUACGUGUGCGCCAGCGUGGAGUUCCUGACGGCCGUGGCCGACUUCUUCCUGCGGGCUCUGCCGCCGCGGCCCCUCCCCAAAAGCGACAGGCCGAGGCACGCGGCGGAACAGAGGAAGCGUCCCGAGGCCGCGCCCCCGUUCAGGACCGCCGUGCGCGCGGUGGUGGUGGACCCCGAGGUGGUGUUCGUGGCCAGCCUGAUGGACGCCGCCGCUCCGUCCUUGGUGCUGUCCUUCCAGUGCGACGUGAGCGGCGAAACGGAGGGGGACGGGAGCCGGACCCUGAAGGCCCAGCUGAUGGCCCUCCACGUCCUGGCCUGCCCCUUCAUCCGCCAGCGGGAGGACAAGGCCGUCACUACCGUUCUGAGACCCUGCUCCGUUGCCGCCGAAAUCAAAAGCGGUCCCGGGCGAGCGCCGGUCGGAUCCGUUGCCGUGGAGGAGGUCCUCGUCAAGAUUUCUCCGUUCAUCCUCAACACGAUCGGCACCAUCACGGCGGCCAUGACGGCCGGCCGGCGGAGCGACGACGAGAGCGAGGACCGGCCGGGCGAGGACCUCAAAGACCUCUGGGCCACCGAGAACAUCUACGACUGCGACUACUGGUUCCUGGGCGUGGAGCGGGCCAGCGAGGUCACAGAGAACUUCCGGGACCGAGAGGAUCUCGACGUAGGCCAGCGUUUCGAUGUCCAAGUCAAAGUCAUCCAAGUGACCCUGGAGUCGGGUCCGGGUCACCGUACGGUCCCGCUGCUGCUGGCCGAGUCCUCCUUCGGCGGGUCGGCCGAAAACUGGUCCUCCCUCCUGCGGCUCAAAGCCAACCUGACAUUGGAGGUCAACUACUUUAACGAGGUCCACGCUGUGUGGGAGCCGCUGAUUGAACGCGUGGACGGCGGAGCGCGUCGCUGGAACCUGGACUUGGAGGUGAAAACCAAUCCGGUGGCGGACAAGAGUCCGGCCCACGGGGACGAAUUUGUCAUCCUGCCGGAACCGCGCACGGCCAUCCGCGUCUACUCCGACGACACCCUCAACGUCACCUUGUCGCGUUGCGCCCUCGACGUCUUGGGCAACCUGGCCCGGGCCUUCUCGGAGGGCGCCGCGUCCACCUUCGACCCGUCGGCCAAGGAGAAAGCGCCGGUCGCCGUCUUCAACGCUCUGGGCGUCCCGUUACUGGUGCGGCACAGCGCCAACUUGAGGCCGGUGGGCGCCGCGCAGCAGGGGAAACUGCAGGAGCUGCCGCCCCUGAGCUGCAUGGAACUGGAACAUUCCGUCUUCGAGGCCUCGUCUCGAGGGAAACUGUCGGCUCUGCAGCGCCAGGAGAGCUGCUUCUUUCACCUCACCAUCGUGCCGUCGGGGUACAGCGAGAUGGCCGACGUCCCCGUGGACAAGCCGGGGCGUCGCCUGUACAACAUCCGCGGCCCCAACCUGCAGGAGUCGCUGUCGGUGGUGGUGCAGAUCGACGCCGCCGACGGCAACAAGCUGGUCACCGUCCGCUCCCCCCUGCAGAUCCAGAACCACUUCUCUGUGCCGUUCACCGUCCUCAAAUUCUGCCCGUCCAGCCGUGACCUGCGACCGGUCGGAGUGGCGUGUCCCGAGAAGGAAUUCCACAUUCCCUUGGAUGCCUACAGGUGUCAGCUGUACCUUCGGCCGGCGUCGGCGGCCCUGUCCUCCCGCUACGCUCCGUCCUCCACGUGCCUGUCGUGGAAGGAGGAAGUGCACCGCAGCUCGGAGGUGCUCUCGCUGCUGUCCUGCCCGCCCCUGGACGGCGUCCUCCCCCUGACGAUCAGCGUCCUGGCCGCGCCCGACGACCUCAAGCACAUCGCCGGCGGCGAGGACGACUGGGACCCGGCGUACGUCCUGCACCUGCGGCCCGUGGCCGCGCUCAGGAACCUGCUCCCUUACACGCUCCGUUACACAAUGGAGAAUUGCGCCGAUUCUUACGAGCUGGCGGAGGGCGCCGCCGCGGAUCUUCUCAAUGCUCGCGCGAGCGGCGAGACGCUGUCCCUGGAGCUGCUCGGCUACCAGGGCCGCGACUGGUGCGGCCACCUGCGCCUGGACCGGGCCGCCGCCGGCGACUUCCCUGCCGUGUGCCUGACCUGCGACUCGGAUCGCGCCCUGACCCUGGAGCUGAGCGUCCACGCCGCGGCGGCGCCGGGUCGCCUCCUGCUCUCGCUCUUCAGCCCCUUCUGGAUCAUCAACAAGACGCGGCGGGUCCUGCGAUACCGGGCCGACGACGUCCAAGUCAAACAUCCUUCCGACUACAGGGACAUCGUCCUCUUCUCCUUCCGCAGGAAAAACAUUCUCAGCAAGAACAAGAUCCAGAUGUGCGUGUCCAACAGCUCCUGGUCGGACGGCUUCUCCCUGGACGCGGUGGGAAGUUACGGCUGCGUGCGUUGUCCCGGCAACAACACCACCGACUUCCUGGUGGGCGUGAGCAUCCGGAUGAGCGGCUUCAACCUCACCAAGAUGGUCACCGUCACUCCCUUCUACACGCUGGUUAACAAGUCGUCCUACGAGCUGGAGGUCGGGGAAUUAGUUGGUGCCGCCACCAGGUGGCACUACAUCUCCUCCACGGAGUGUCUUCCUCUGUGGCCCGAGAGCAAUUCCGGGAAGCUGCGCGUUCGCGCCGUGGGCGCCGAGCGGGGGUCCGAGUGGUUCGUCUUUGACCGGCAGGACAACGGCACCCUGCUGCGCCUGGACACGUGCGGGGGCAUCACGGUGGACGUCAACGUCUCGGACCACUCGGCCGUCGUCGGCUUCGGCGACUAUUACGAGGGAGCGGCCCCCGCCCUAUUGGUCAACCACACGGCCCGGGCGGAGAUCGUCUACCGGCAGAGCGGGUGUUCCGCCGACCACCGGCUGGAGCCCGGCCAGGCUCGACGCUUCGCCUGGGACGACCCCGCCGGAGUUCGAACGCUCAGCUGGAGCUGCGGGGAACGUUCCGGAGAGACCCGUCUCCUCAAGGACGAGUGGGGUCAGUUCUGGCGUGACGGGGGGCUUUCCCAGGUCUACUGGGUGUCCUUCCUGGACGGGCGUCAGCGCGUCCUGAUCUUUACGGAAGACGCGGGCGUGGUGACCAAAGCUCGGCAGGCCGAGGAACUGGAGCAGUUCCGGGAGGAGCUUCGGCUCUCGCUCCGGAACCUCGGGCUCUCCCUGGUGGACCACGUCGGCCGGAGGGAAGUGGCUUACGUCGGCGUCGCCAGUUCGGGCGUGGUGUGGGAGAUGAAGCGCAAAAACCGUUGGAAGGCGUUGAGUCAAAAGCACAUCAACCUGCUGGAGGAGGCCUACCAGAGCGUCAGGAGCGGCCGUUCGCCCGGCGGACGGACAAAAGUGGACGACGACCUGGAGGUGGACCUCGGCGGCGCUGCCGGUGGCGGCGCCGUGACCAUGCGCCGGCCCUUCGCUUGCCCCCUCAGGAGGAACUUCCUGUCGGGCGUCCAGGUGGAGUUGAAACGAUCUCUCCACCAACGGAGUCUUCGGGCGCAACUGCACUGGCUGCAGGUGGACAACCAGCUUCCGGGCGCCGUCUUCCCCAUCGCCUUCCACCCGGUUCCACCUCCCAAGUCGGUGGCUAUGGACGCUGAGCCCAAAGCCUUUCUGGACAUGUCGGUCAUCACGCGCUCCAACCAACACAGCAACGUCACGCAAUUCAAGUACUUCAUGGUUCUGGUCCAGGAAAUGGCCGUGAAGAUGGACCGAGGCUUCCUGUCGGCCAUCUUGGCUCUCUUGGCGCCCGCCGACCCUCCGCCGGCCGGGGGACAAAAGAGUGAGCUGCUCCAAAAAGACAUGGAGAUCCUGCAGGCCGAACUGAUGCAAAGUUCUCUGGACGACUCGUCCGGACUCAACUUUUUUGAACACUUCCACAUCUCUCCUGUCAAGCUCCACCUGAGUCUGUCGCUGGGCCCGGGUUCGGCGGACGACGCCGGCGCCGAGUCGCUCAACCUGCUCCUGAAGAGCAUCGGCGCCACGCUGACCGACGUGGACGACCUGGUCUUCAAGCUGGCUUACUUUGAGGUGGAGUACCAGUUUUAUCGCAGGGAGAAGCUGGCGCAGGCGGCGACGCGGCACUACAGCGAGCAGUUCUUGAAGCAGAUGUACGUCUUGGUCCUGGGUCUGGACGUGCUGGGGAACCCCUUCGGGUUGAUCCGGGGGCUGUCCCAGGGGGUGGAGGCCUUCUUCUACGAGCCCUUCCAGGGGGCGGUCCGAGGCCCCGAGGAGUUUGCCGAGGGCGUCGUCAUCGGCGUGCGCAGCCUUCUGGGUCACACCGUCGGGGGCGCCGCCGGCGUGGUGUCCAGGAUCACGGGCUCGGUGGGCAAAGGCCUGGCGGCCAUCACCAUGGACAAAGAGUACCAGCAGCAACGGAGAGAGGAAAUGAACCGAGCCCCCAAAGACUUCGGACAGAGUUUGGCCAAAGGCGGCAAAGGACUUCUCAAGGGUGUCGUCAGCGGAGUGACCGGCAUCGUCACCAAACCGGUGGAGGGGGCCAGGAAGGAAGGCACGGCCGGUUUCUUCAAAGGCAUCGGCAAAGGUCUGGUGGGCGUGGUGGCCCGCCCCACGGGCGGCAUCGUGGACAUGGCCAGCAGCACGUUCCAAGGCAUCCAGAGGGCGGCCGAGUCGACUGAGGACGUGGUUAAACUCCGCCCGGUUCGGCUGAUCCGAGAGGACGGAAUCAUCCGAGCCUACGACCUGGCCGAGUCGCGAGGCUUUGACCUUUUUCAGCGUUCGGAGCUGAAGCGCUUGGAUGGCGAAGUAUUCCGAGAUCAGUGUCCUUAUCCCGGGCGAAGAAAGAGCAACGUCAUGGUCACCAACAGGAGGGUGGUGUGCAUCAAGGAGUUGGAUUUUGUGGGCCACUUCACCAAAGAGUGGGAGUGUUUGUACGAAAACUUCUACGCGCCUCCCGACGUCGCCGGCACGCGGCUCAACAUCUACUGCGAGGAGCCCCACAAGUUGAAACUUGGCAAAAAAGAAGAGAGGAGUCGCUGCAUCGAGCUGAGAGAUGAAAAGACGGCCCUGAGGAUGCUGUCGUCCAUCACGACCGCUCGGGCGGCUCACCUGCAGCGUCGCAUGAGCCGACAAAAGUCGCGGCGCUUCCUCAAAGCGGCCGGCCAGCCCUGA